AUGGAAGAAGAUUUUCUUUUAUCCAACCCUUCAUUGGCAAAUAAUCUAAUUCAAAAUAGGUUAUGCCAUAGAAAGGUUUUCAUAGUUCUGGAUAAUGUUGAAAAGGGGAUUCAGUUGGAGAAAUUGGCUAUAAAACGGAAAAGGCUAGGCAGUGGGAGUAGAAUAAUCAUAAUUUCUAGAGAUGAACAUAUAUUGAGAGAAUAUGGGGUGGAUGGUAUUUACAAAGUUCAACUGUUAAAUGAUGAGAAUGCUCUCCGAUUAUUUUGCAAAAAAGCUUUCAAAUGUAAUUAUGUUGCAAAAGAUUAUGAAAGCCUCACAAAUGUUGCAUUAACAUAUGCUAAUGGACUUCCGUUAGCAAUUAGAGUAUUCGGUUCAUUUUUGUUUGGGCGAGAUGUUUCUGAGUGGAGUAGUGCAUUGGAUAGACUGAAAGAAAAUCCAACAAAAGAUAUUAUGGAUGUGCUUCGAAUUAGUUUUGAUGGACAUGAGGAUAUGGAAAAGGAAAUAUUUCUUGAUAUUGCAUGCUUUUUUUCCGAUGAGUUUGAAGAUUAUAAUCUAAAUAAUUUUAAUAUUCUGAAGUUUCAGACAGCAGAUAACAUUGAAGCAAUAGUUCUUCCAAGAUAUGAAGAAAUUAGAGAAGGAUUGUCAGUUGAAGCUUUAUCACAAAUGAAUCGUCUGAAAUUACUCAUACUUGGCAAAAAUUUACAUAAUUUGACACAUAUGGAACUAUGUCAUUCCAAAAAUCUCAUAAAGAUACCAAAUUUAUCUGGGGCCUCAAAUCUUUCGCGCCUUGAUCUUGAAGGAUGUGUUGCACUUGUUUACCUUGAUCCAUCCAUUGGUUCUUUAGAAAAGCUUCAUUUCUUGAAUCUUGAAAACUGCAAAAAUCUUAGAGAGCAGUUGAAAAAGUUGGAUCCAGAUCAAAGUGUAGAAAGGCACAUGACAUCCUCCUCCAUGUGCAAAACUCUUACAAGGCCUUUCCAAUUUUUGUAUUCUAGAAGGCGUGCCAAUUCAGUUGGUUUGUUGGUGCCUUGUUUGUCUCGUUUUCCAGCUUUGGUAACUCUUGACAUAAGUUUCUGUAAUUUACUUCAAAUCCCCGAAGCUAUUGGAAACUUACGUUGUUUAGAAAGUUUGAACAUGGGAGGAAACAAUAUUGUUACGCUACCUCAUUGCAUCAAGGAACUUCCAGUGUACAUGCAAUGCUCUAUCCCCAGAUACAUCAUCGAUGUCGUGAUUCCAGGAGCUGAAAUUCCAUGGUGGUUCAACCGACAGAAUACGGCGGGUAGUUCAGUGAGCCUGGAGCCAUCUCCCAUUCUGGAGGACAAUAAUUGGAUAGGCAUUGCUUGUUGUGUAAUAUUUGUUGUACAUGAUGCUCCAUCGAAAUGGCUUGAAGAAGCCAAUCAUUCUCCUGUUCUUGGUUGUGGUUUUCAUGGUUAUCAGCUUGGGGGCAAAUAUGCCGUUGUUCCAAUCCGUCUCAAGCAAGAUUUGAUUGCAACUGAAUUAGAUCAUAUGUGGCUAAUAUUUUUCUCCCGGGAACUUUUCAUUAAUGGUUAUAUAAGUGAUCUAAAAGAAGGAGCAUCUGAUCUUGAUGGUAUUGAAUUGGACACCAUGAGUGAUUAUCCAGAAGUAGUAGAAGUGAGGAGUUAAGGUUCCCGUUGGGUAUACAAGGAAGAUAUGGAACAG
Molecule: messenger RNA, 1677 nt
Organism: Arachis ipaensis
Lineage: Eukaryota; Viridiplantae; Streptophyta; Magnoliopsida; Fabales; Fabaceae
Source: RefSeq, a predicted model, not a curated record